AUGUCGGAAUGCGACUUCAACCCAAACCCAGACAUGCAAGGCUUUGCUGUUCGAUUGGCCAUUUUCCUCACACAUUCGGGAAUGGCUUUGCUACUCGGAAUUGUACCAGAAGAACCUGACGAGCAUAUCCGGAUGUGCUUUUAUGCGCUCUUUUUUCAACUCUUUCCAAUCAUCAUCGGCACAUUGAUCAGCUUCAUCCAACGCAAACUCUCUCCGGGUGAUGCCUGGUUCGCUCUCCUGGUGAUGCUUUCACCGACAACGUUGGAAAUGCUUGACUUGUUGCCGUUUCACCGUCGUCGCGCCGGCAAAUGGUCCUUGAGGGAGAUUGCUGACGGCAUAUGCAUCAUACUCCUGCUGGUACUCUCUAUCGCUCUAUACAUCAUCAUUGUCGUUUUUCUGUCAAGACAAGGUGACGAAUGCCAACUCGGGGGAUUUUACUCCAUCGCUCUGGGAGAAAGCCGGACUGGAUACCACGUCAGCUUCGCAAUUGCCCUCUUCACAGUCUUUCUCACAAUCUUUCGAAUACCUGGAUACCAAACCAUGAAAUUUCUGCUGCAGGUUCUUCUAUGGGCGCCUUCAGCAGGAUAUGAGGCGUUCUGGAUUACCUCAAUCGUGUUUUCGAUCCUUAGUGCAGUGCAAACCCUAGGAGCAACGCAACCUGGAUGUGUAGUUGCACGAUGGAGGUUGCAGAACGCUCACUCCCCGCAUGCCAAGUCACGGUUGCUGCCCAUAAUCCGAAGAGGCGUGAUGCUAGGGUUUUCGGUCAUGACUAUUCUGAUUUUUAUCGAUCCCACACAGUGGGUCGCGCGGGUGGCCAUUGGCUUUUGCCUCUUGGGCGAAUUAGCCAUUGCCUUGCCAGCUCGAUGCUCGGGUAUUUCCUGGGUCCAAAUAUCAGCGUCCUGGAUCCAUGUGACAAGUGAAGCUGCCGAACGCAUCCAUCCACGACGCAGCGCAUUGCUGUCUGUGUUAUUCUAUGCCCAAUGGGGGCUGACGCUGGGAGUCACAACCCUGGAACCCGACUAUGAAUUGACAUAUGGGCAGAUCGUGGCCUCGCUUUCAUUCUUGCCCAUCGCCGCAGAAUGCCUAAAGCUCGCUUUCCAGAAGCACCACUGGCCCAGUCUUCGCUCCCUCCGCCUUGUACUUCUCCCACUGUCGCCCAGUCAAUACAAGGAGCUAUCGGAGGACGACGUGUUCCCCAAUGAGUUCUGGAAAAAUAAAACCAGGACGGCAGUCGUCGCCAGCAUUCUCGGGCUGUCUUGGGUAGGCUGCACUGUACCAGAUCGCCUUCCGAAGCGUACAACGAUGAGAACCGUCGUCUACUACGCCUUUCCAUCUAUCAGAUUUCCUGAGGUUCUUGAAGAUACCGUCUGUAAGAAGCCGGAAGAUUCAAAUUCACACUUACAUCUACACAACAAGCCCAUCGAGAUGAAGACUAUGCUACCUUCAUCCCUACCUAGGACACCACUCUCCUCCGACUCUGCGACGUUCCUCUCGGGCGAAACGAUUGUCGACGAGCCUGACAGCCUUUCAUACACAGAGGAGAGCGUUGUAGUGAUGACCGGAAGGCAGCCCAGUAUGCAAUCUGAUUCUGGGAUAAGAUCCAGAACUUCAUUGCCUCGGCCGGUCACAACUCCCCAUCGGCGCGCCUUUAACGCCUUGUGGUGGCGUAGAUAG
Messenger RNA from Cyclocybe aegerita, 1674 nucleotides. NCBI's taxonomy places the organism in Eukaryota, Fungi, Basidiomycota, Agaricomycetes, Agaricales, Hemipholiotaceae. The record is from the annotation of a GenBank genome assembly.